AUGGGAUUAUGUGCCAGCAAAGAUCAUUUAAAAAAGGAAGUACGAGUGGUUAAUCAGAAGAAACCUACCAAGAAGAAUCAGAAGAAACCUGCUAAGACAUCUAAAGCGGGCUCAACAUCUAAGCCACAUAUUAGAAAAACUCCAACAAAAGAGCAUAACCCUUCGGAAAGCACUGUUUCAAAAGGUAAAAAGCUCUCUGAGAUUACUACGGUUGAGGAUACUCAGUUGACACCUAGGGAAGCAGCCAAAAAAGCAGCUGAAGAAAGGAUAAAUAAGCAAAAGGAAAAGUUAGAGAAGGGAGAAUUGGGACGAAGAUUGGCCAACGAACGUGCAAAAUCUGGACGGAAUUUACUACAGGAGAGUAUACGUAAUCAUCAGAUUCAGAAGAUAUCAGAGUAG
This is a messenger RNA of Eremothecium cymbalariae DBVPG#7215, 399 nucleotides long. RefSeq lists its product as uncharacterized. Bases 1 to 399 code for a protein of 132 amino acids. The record is from RefSeq and is a predicted model, not a curated record. The transcript has a single exon. NCBI's taxonomy places the organism in Eukaryota, Fungi, Ascomycota, Saccharomycetes, Saccharomycetales, Saccharomycetaceae.